This is a messenger RNA of Penicillium cosmopolitanum, 2376 nucleotides long. RefSeq names its product beta-glucosidase. NCBI's taxonomy places the organism in Eukaryota, Fungi, Ascomycota, Eurotiomycetes, Eurotiales, Aspergillaceae. Bases 1 to 2376 code for a protein of 791 amino acids. The record is from RefSeq and is a predicted model, not a curated record. Gene Ontology annotation, molecular function: beta-glucosidase activity. Gene Ontology annotation, biological process: glucan catabolic process. The transcript has 5 exons.
AUGACGCCCAACGUGGAUGCAUUGUUGACCCAGUUGACGCUGGAAGAAAAGGUUUCGCUACUUGCUGCUCGAGAUUGGUGGAGAACACCCGUGAUUCAGCGCGAAGAGGUCUUUGUUCCGCAUAUCAAGGCAACAGACGGGCCUAAUGGCGCACGCGGUGAAAGCUAUGUGAGCGGUAUCAAAGCAGCGUGUUUUCCUUGUGGUACCAGUCUUGGAGCUAGUUUUGAUCGGGACAUUGUAUUCCGCACUGGGCGAGAAAUCGCGAAGGAGGCGAAGCUGAAGGCCGCGAAUGUGCUCUUAGCUCCAACAUUGAAUGUCAUUCGAUCACCAAGAGGAGGUCGGAACUAUGAAACAUUUUCAGAGGACCCAGUGGUACUUGGGAAUCUUGCUGCGGCAUUUGUAAAUGGGUGUCAAUCUGAGGGCAUUGCUGCUACCCCCAAGCAUUUUGUGGCAAACGACACAGAGAACAACCGGAAAUUUCUCACGGCCGAAGUCGACGAGCAGACACUGCGAGAGAUUUAUCUUCUGCCAUUUCAACUUGUGUUAAAGCUAUCCAACCCUUGGUGCUUUAUGACAAGCUAUAAUCGCCUUAACGGGACCUACGUCGCCGAUGAUGCUAGGUUGGUGAACGGUGUUCUCCGCGGAGAAUGGGGCUUCAAAGGGCUUGUGGUAUCAGACUGGAUGGGAGUUUACUCUACUGCAAUCUGUCUUAAAGCAGGUGUUGACUUGGAGAUGCCGGGUCCAACCAAGUUCCGCGGUGACAAACUUUUACUGGCUAUUCGGCAAGGCCAGGUAUCCGAGGCUACCAUUGAUGACUCUGCUCGCCGGGUUCUAGAGCUCGCUCGCGCACUGGGCCGUUUUGAAAACCACCAGGAGCCCGAGGAACGUUCUGAGAGAAAUGAGGAUAGGGAGCGAUUUAUCUGUCAUGGAGGAGCCCAGGGAAUGGUGUUAUUGAAAAACGACCGUGAUGUGCUUCCCGUUGCUAAAGGUGCCUCUGUGGCCUUAAUAGGGUAUCAUGCUCAGCAUCCUUCCCUGGGUGGUGGAGGCAGUGCCCGAGUUGAUUCUAUACGGGCUGUAAGCCCGCUUGAAGGACUUCAGGCGACUCAUCUCAAAGUAAGCUUCUGCCUUGGAGUUCCUGUCUAUGGCGCACUGCCCCACGCAGAUCCAUCUUUAACCUACCAAUGGGCCACAAGAACGCAAACAGAGGAGCCCGUUCUUCUGGAGUGGUUUAACGGUUCGACAAUUGGUCAAAACAAGAUCCACGAGGAAACCAAAGCAUUGCCAGAAUACAUGAUCAAGGAAAAAUGGCCUGACCUUCUUGACGAAAUAUAUUGCAGUCGGAUGACUUAUGGUAUUCGUCCGCUUUCGACAGGAGAUCAUUUCUUCUCUGUCAUCUUGACCGGUCCGGCAAUUUGCUAUGUGGAUAAUCAAAAGGUUUUUGAAAGAAUACAGGAAACAGAACUAAGCCCUGAAUCAUUUUACUUCUUCAAAUCGAAGAUUGAACGCCAAUUCGCCAAGCGCAUGGAGGCUGGCCGGCUUUAUAAAGUCGUCCUUGAAUCUUGGAAUACCGACCAAGAGCUUCUCCAUGGCGAGCUGCUGAAUGGUCGGAUGUUUCAGGGGUCUUCAUUGCGCUUUCAAGAAUUUGUGGACGUAUCUCAACGCAUUCAAGACUCUUGCGCUCUAGCGCAAAGCUCGGAUUAUGCUAUUGUAUGCGUCGGAACGACAAACGAGGUUGAGUCCGAAGGAUUUGAUCGUGACACGAUGGAUCUCACAGAGCUAGAGUAUCAGCAGAUCGAGGCUGUAUCUCGUGCUAAUACGAACACUAUUGUUGUCAAUUUUUCUGGCGGCCCUGUCAAUAUGGCAAGAUUCCUUGAUCAGGUGCCUGCUGUAAUACAGGCAUGGUUCCCAGGUCAAGAAUGUGGACAUUCGCUCGCUAAAGUGGUUACUGGAGAAAUUAAUCCUGGGGGACGACUUCCAUUCACUUGGCCAUGCAAAGAUGAAGACAAUCCGACGUUCAAAAAUUUUCCCUGUGAUGCAAACAACAUUGUUAGGUACGAGGAAAAGUUAGGUGUAGGCUACAGGUACUACGAUUCUGGCGAGGCUGCGGAACCCUUAUUUCCAUUCGGAUUCGGCCUCUCCUAUACCCGAUUCGAAGUUGCAUGCAUUCAAACCACAAACUCCGAAUUAGACGGAGUCGAUGGAACAGUGGAGAUUUCCUGUCAUGUAAGCAACACCGGUGCGUGUCAAGGUUCUACUGUUAUUCAAUGCUAUAUCCAAAUGCCCGAGUCGAGUGUGGGAAACAAGCGACCAGUGAAGGAAUUGAAGGGUUUCCAGAAAGUUUACAUUGGCCCGGGUGUAUCCAGAAAACAUAUGUGA